Anguilla rostrata (American eel) is the source of this 5722-nucleotide messenger RNA. RefSeq names its product putative protein CRIPAK. The record is from RefSeq and is a predicted model, not a curated record. NCBI's taxonomy places the organism in Eukaryota, Metazoa, Chordata, Actinopteri, Anguilliformes, Anguillidae. The coding region runs from base 1 to 1953 and encodes 650 amino acids. The transcript has 8 exons.
AUGAAUGGGUUUGUGGGCCCUGUUCUCCAAAAGCACUUUACCACACACACUGCCCUACUGCUGCCAUUUGACCACACAACUGCCCCACUGCUGCCAUUUUACCACACAACUGCCCUACUGCUGCCAUUUUACCACACAACUAUUCUACUGCUGCCAUUUUACCACACAACUGCCCUACUGCUGCCAUUUUACCACACAACUGCCCUACUGCUGCCAUUUUACCACACAAACUGCCCUACUGCUGCCAUUUUACCACACAAACUGCCCUACUGCUGUCAUGUUACCAAACAAACUGCCCUACUACUGCCAUUUUACCACACAAACUGCCCUACUGCUGUCAUUUUACCACACAAACUGCCCUACUGCUGCCAUUUUACCACACAACCAUUCUACUACUGCCAUUUUACCACACAAACUGCCCUACUGCUGCCAUUUUACCACACAAACUGCCCUACUGCUGCCAUUUUACCACACAAACUGCCCUACUGCUGCCAUUUUACCACACAAACUGCCCUACUGCUGCCAUUUUACCACACAACUGCCCUACUGCUGCCAUUUUACCACACAAACUGCCCUACUGCUGCCAUUUUACCACACAAACUGCCCUACUGCUGCCAUUUUACCACACAAACUGCCCUACUGCUGCCAUUUUACCACACAACUGCCCUACUGCUGCCAUUUUACCACACAAACUGCCCUACUGCUGUCAUUUUACCACACACACUGUUCUACUGCUGCCAUUUUACCACACAAACUGCCCUACUGCUGCCAUUUUACCACACAACUGCCCCACUGCUGCCAUUUUACCACACAACUGCCCCACUGCUACCAUUUUACCACACAACUGCCCUACUGCUACCAUUUUACCACACAACUGCCCUACUGCUGCCAUUUUACCACACAAACUGCCCUACUGCUGCCAUUGUACCACACAAACUGCCCUACUGCUGCCAUUUUACCACACAACUUCCCAACUGCUACCACAUUACCACACAAACUGCCCUACUGCUGUCAUUUUACCACACAACUGCCCUACUGCUGUCAUUGUACCACACAACCAUUCUACUGCUACCAUUUUACCACACAACUGCCCAACUGCUACCACGUUAUCACACAAACUGCCCUACUGCUGCCAUUUUACCACACAACUGCCCAACUGCUACCAUUUUGCCACACAAACUGCCCUACUGCUGCUGUUUUACCACACAACUGCCCUACUGCUGCCAUUUUACCACACAAACUGCCCUACUGCUGCUGUUUUACCACACAACUACCCUACUGCUGCCGUUUUACCACACAAACUGCCCUACUGCUACCAUUUUACCACACAAACUGCCCUACUGCUGCCAUUUUACCACACAACUGCCCUACUGCUGCCAUUUUACCACACAACUGCCCAACUGCUACCACGUUACCACACAAACUGCCCUACUGCUGCCAUUUUACCACACAACUGCCCAACUGCUACCACGUUACCACAAACUGCCCUACUGCUGCCAUUUUACCACACAACUGCCCAACUGCUACCAUGUUACCACACAAACUGCCCUACUGCUGCCAUUUUACCACACAACUGCCCAACUGCUACCACGUUACCACACAAACUGCCCUACUGCUGCCAUUUUACCACACAAACUGCCCUACUGCUGCCAUUUUACCACACAAACUGCCCUACUGCUGCCAUUUUACCACACAACUGCCCUACUGCUGCCAUUUUACCACACAACUGCCCAACUGCUGCCAUUUUACCACACAACUGCCCAACUGCUGCCACGUUACCACACAAACUGCCCAACUGCUGCCAUUUUACCACACAACUUUUCACUGAAAUCUCCAAGUAAACUGAAUGAAGCUUUUUUGGGUUUUUCUUUUUUUUGGAGAGCGUGCAUAGUUUUUCCUCUAAACGGAAAGGAAUUCAGUGGUGAGGAGGACUACAUUAACAGGGAUAUUUAAAAAAAGAUCAUACACCUCAAUCAGUCUAGCCCAUGUAGCAUAACGCAAGGCUGUUUGAUUCAGGGCAGAAUUGUAGUUUUUUUGCUGAUGGUUAAAAUGUUAAUGGGAGGUGGAAACAUUAGGCAAUAUCAGAUUGCUCCCCUCCCCAAAACGGCAUAUGGUCAUAUUCAGUUCUAAUUCACAACACAGAUUAGUCCCUUAUUAACCCUUGGGGCUCGACAGCGGAGUAUGGCAAAGCCUGUAUCGUACCCAGCUCCCUGUUUUUUUGGGAUAUAGUCCAGGCCUUGUAAAACACGUAUCCGAAGGAGAGUAAUAUUUUCCCAUCCCGGCCUUCGCACGGCGGUGGGGCAGAGGCGCGUAUUCAAAGUGGAAGCACACCUUUGUUUGCUCAGCGCUGCGGCUUCUCCAGAAUCAUAGCAGUCGCGGUUUCCCUUGCAAAUGGGGAUUACCUGCGAAACACCCAGAGGGAGCAGGUGAACGGUGGAGAGGAGACAGACUAAACACACCUGUGCUGCACACAGCCCUUACUUAAUGUGGCUUACUUAACAUAAGCAUCGAGUUAUUGGAUAUUUGUUCCAUUGCAAAUAACACUUUUUUUUUUUUUUUUGGUAUGGAUCUCCCAAAUCCCCAUAGGAAGAUUCCCUAAAUUGCACAUUAUGUAGUUUCCUGCUACAAGACAGACUUUUUAUGGUUGGAUCUGAAAUGGGAUACAUUUCCCAGUUUGUGUUUAUGAGUGUGUGUCAGUGUGUAUGUGUGUGUGAGUGUGUGUGUGCGCGUCAGUGUGUGUGUGUCAGUGUGUGGGUGUGUGUGUCAGUGUGUGUGUGUGUGUGUGUGCGUCAGUGUGUGUGUGUCAGUGUGUGUUGGUGAGUGUGGUGGUCAGUGUGUGUGUGUGUGCGCGUCUCAUGAGACCAGCAGUUGGACUGAUCUCACGUCUCGUGGCCGCAGUCAUACAGUUAUCGACGGUGUUCAGAAACGCAGAGAGAGAGGUGAGCUCUCGAAAGAAAGUGAAAAUAGAACGCACCUCGCUGGAAAUAAUCAGAGGAAAUUGUACUUGCCAACGCCGUCAUUUUGAUGGGCCUGAAUCAAGUGAUGAGAGCUCGCACUUGAGAUGCGUCUGAAAGACCCACUUUAUGAAAUCAGGACUCAAAGAUAUCAGCUGAAUAGUUGAAAGAUGAGGAAGCAAUUUUAUUUAAUACUAUCCAACAGCCCGAGAACAAGGUGUGUGCCACAGACUCACAACCAAACCUAAAUACUACUACAACUGAGGCACUGGGUAAGAAAAGAGAGAGGGAAUUGUGUUGUUAUCGUUCAACCAGCUUCACUGGAAAUAAUCUGAAAGAGUAUCAGGAAUGCCAAUACAUGUUUGUUUAAAGAACAUACAGAAUUACAAUUUGUGAAAACAGCUACAAAAUGCUCACGAUAACACUACAUUUAAAUAACUCUGUUACAAAAUCCAAAAACUAUGGGAGCGCUGUAGAAACUAUGGGAUUAAAUAAAAGCCGGAAUUUAUUCCAGAUACCCAAACGUGCCCUCUUGUUAAACUUCUGUGUACUACAUCACAAUACAUCGAUUUAAAUGACAGAAAAGGUAAAAGAAUGUACGUGCACCCGAGAUGUAUAUAGUGCCAAGAGUAGUGCCAGACAUGGCUAACAGCAAUCCCACACCAGCAGCUGUAUGCUACACUAAUGCUACCCAAUGCUAAUGCUACCCAAGGCCAUGUCUCAUCAUACAUAUCCAGUAAACUAAUCGCACUAUUGAGCUGCUCUUCCGUGUGUUGAGGUGGCAGCUUUUGCAGUAUUUUCUGAGUAAUGUGUGUGCUGUAUUUUCUCAGUAAUGUGUCUGUAGUAUUUUCUCAGGAAUGUGUGUGCACCUGGAUCUCUAGUUGUAAAUGUGUAUGUUUGCCAUAUUCUUGAAAAACCACACAGCAAUUCGUAGGGAAAAUCAUUCUGACAGAAAAAUGGCUGUCCAGAUUUUUCACACAACUGCUACAAUAGGACAUUGUUACAAUACGGUAGUAGAGCAAUUGAAAGGCUGAAUUUUGGUGGGGAGGGGGUGCAAUAAUGUGCUCCCAUACUGUCCCAUCCAUUCCCCACCCCCUCCCCCACCAAUGCCUCACGGCGUCACUUUCCUAAAUUCCAACCCUACCCUUCCAACCUGUUAACUGCCUCUUAUCAUUUCGGCCAUUUCGCUAUUUUUCGGGGUAAACCCCGGCAAGCGAACAAUCCGUGUUUCAGGACCUCGGCCUCCCGAGAAGCUCGCAGCUCAGGACAGCGUGGGGAGGGCCCCCCCAGGGGCAUGGCUUUGUAGGGUACCCCCCCGCCCCCCCAACAAACCCCCCUUUAUGCCGCGGGACCGGGGAAGAGUUAUGGUGGCGGGGCGGUGCGGAAGGGCGCUCAGAUCUGCGGUGGGCCGGGAGAGGAGCCCGGCGACGGCGAUGAGCCGCCCAAACAGCGCCAUCUAUUCAUGGCCACCGCCGCCACCGAAGCACCCGGCAGCCAGCUGCGGCGCGCGGACCCCGAACAAGGCGUCCCUUUCUCUGCCCGAGAAACUGUCCAACGCGACCGGCCGGCCGGCCGGACUCAGAGAAACUCUCUGUGAUUACACAGUCCUGCCCCUCGCAUUCCAGCAGAGGAGAUACGGGAGGCCUGCCCUGUGGAUGCUUGAGCACAGAAGGACGUGCUGACAGCGUUGAAGAGGGAAAAGGAGGUCACACAAGCCAAAGCUUGGAACGCCAAAUCAAGCUCACGCCGCAAUGCUCAUCAUAACCGCCGCUGUCGAUUAAGGAAAGCACAGGUCAGACGCACGCACCGCCAGCCGCCAACUCCCAUCACGCCGGUCCGCAGGUCGGGCUCACACGCACAGACGUGAGUCAGAGGAAGACGCAUCCAUGUGCAGAUCAACAAGGUGGUCUCUCGCGGGAGCCUGACCAACCAGCAGGGGUCGCUGGCGUGCGGUGACUCACUCGUCCCGGCCGAACGAAGCGACUCCUUUCACCGCGCGACUCCGAAGUUUUCUUCAGUCGCGGUUUUGAUAAUUGGAUUUUCGGGACACCUGUAUGAGUGCACUCUACCUUGGGGAUUAUACCUCGCGAUGGGUCUGUAGGUCCAAGGGCUUCAGAAGAACCAAUCACACCUCAGCUGGACCUGACACUGACUGGAAAAGAACCAAUCACAGCUCAGAGGGUCCCAACACAACCUGUGACAUCAACAUACCGUGGGACAACUGGAGCAAGGCCGCCCCGCUCUCAGCCAGGCCUCGUCACCGCGCAGCGCUCGCGUGCUAUCGCCACAGCCGCCUGAGGCGAUGAAACUGCGUCCCCGUCACCGUCCUCUGUUCUUCCCUCCCGCCUCCGCCUCCGGGGUCUGCUUUCUCAUCCGCAGGUACCGCAGCCAUGUUGGAUGUUCAAAAGGCCCUUCUCUACAUCAGCCAAUCAACGAUGAUCUGGAAGGAACCGGAGGACUUCCAUAAAUUUGGUGGGUUUUUUUAAACAUGAAAUUUAACUUACUGCCCACACUUUCAAGGAAAUACUAUAUACUGAAAUAUUUAGCAAAUAUGUGAACUUUUAAAAAUUAAUUAUAUAUUAUAUAUCACAGCACUGUAUUUAAAAAUAUAUAUUUUUUCAAUAUCUAAAAGUGUUAAUAAUGAGUAUUUUCCAUUCCCAUAUAUUGUGAAGUCAAUAUCUUUACGAUAUCUUUUAUUUAAAUAUAUAUUUUAGUAUAUUCAUAUAAAUUGGUCUUGUUCCCAAUAAAAAAAACUUUUCUGUAAAAUU